AAACAAAUUUAAUCCCCCUACCUUAUAGAAGAAAAUCUCAAAGAUAUUAUGUAUUUAAAGCUUAUUCUAUGUCCCAAAGACCCCCAUAAAUACAUAGGUAUUUUCCUCACUGAAGGCCAUUCUCAAUUAACCAUAGCCAAAAAAGAAGUAACUAAGGUGUAACUAUAAACCCUACAAUGGCUGCUUCCAUCCCUUUCAUCUCUGCUCUCUUCUUGCUCACUCUUAUUUCUCAAGGACAUUGCCAGUGUGAUAAUGUGUCAAAUUUUAUUAUUUCACAAUCUCAAACGGGCCAGAAAAUAGCAAACAAGACAGAAUGGAAUGUGACUAUAAAAAAUGAUUGCUUGUGUACCAGAGGAGAAAUCAAAUUGGACUGCACUGGAUUUCAGAAUGCAGAAAACACUGACCCUUCAGUCCUGAAGGUGAUUGGGAAUGAAUGCCUGAUUAACAAUGGAGGAGUCCUUCACGGGUUUGAAUCAUUCAGUUUCACUUAUGCUUGGGAUACUCAGUUUCAGUUUAAGGCAAAGGACUCUUCUGUUGAGUGUUCUUAAGGGAAGAACAUAUAUAGAGAUUCAUGUCCAUUAGUUAAUUAAAUUUUCUACUUGAUAUGCAUAAUAUUAUAAGAAUAAAGAGUGUAUGUUUUCCCUUUUUCUACAACGUUUGGCUAAUGCCAUAUUAAUGUUAUUCUUAAUGUCUUGGUA
Ricinus communis (castor bean) is the source of this 698-nucleotide messenger RNA. RefSeq lists its product as uncharacterized. NCBI's taxonomy places the organism in Eukaryota, Viridiplantae, Streptophyta, Magnoliopsida, Malpighiales, Euphorbiaceae. The transcript has 2 exons. Gene Ontology annotation, biological process: cell fate determination. The record is from RefSeq and is a predicted model, not a curated record. Bases 177 to 548 code for a protein of 123 amino acids.